CAGCAUCUCACGUCUCAAAGUUUUUCUUCACCAAAUAUUGGUGACAAUUAUUUCUUCCAUCACUAUUUUCAAUUUGAACACCCAAUGUCGCAUUUCAAGGCGAUAUACGGUACUUAAAAAGGCUGGGUUUAUUUCUAGAUAGGGUGCUUUUUGUUUUGGUCUCAGGCAUCGUUGGGUCACCUAAACAAGGGUCUUAGUUCGGGUCCUGGGCCCCGUGAUUACCUGAAGUAAACAUUACGCAGAACUGUUUUUAGCACUGAAUAGAUGUCGCCCCAGUAAUCUUUUCACAUCCAGACAUGAGUAAAGAUGACGACUUGGAGAGACGUGCGGUGGAAGAACUCCUUCGUGAAACAAGCAGAGCCCGGGCACGGGCGGACACCAUGGGCCCGGCUGGAUGGUUAAAGUGCCCUGUUGGGAGCACCAACAAGCGCUUCCUUCUCAACACUCUACGCUCUACAGCACUCCAGCGACGCCCUGGUGGCCACUCGAGAGCGCGUUCACCAGUAGAACGCGGAAGAAGCGAGGAAUCUGGGCGUGAAAGGACUGAGUGCACACGCCACCGGGAGGGCAAAGAGCGCAGUCAUAAAAGAGACUCCAUUAGAGAAUAUUCGCCUUCCCGACGCCAGUCCUCCAGUAGACACUCGAGCUCUCCCAAAGACUGCUCACGCAAACCCAGCCAGUCACACAGGAGGCGUUCCCGCUCCCCUGUCCACAACACCGACACGCCAUCAGCUGUCAAAAGGCCCUGUGACGAGAAGACUCCUAAAUUAUAAUUUUGUGCUUUCCUUUUGAACAUUAUUUCUGAUGCGCAAGGAAACAUUUACAUAAACUUUGUCGGACCCUCAUAUGGCGCACAAGUGUGUGCACUAUGUUUGAGCAUGGAGGUGUAUAAGCUAAUAUUAUAGGCCAGUGUUGUUCUGUAGCCUUAUUCCAAACUUUUCUAAAAACACUUGCUAUUUGCAGUGUCUAUCAGGUUAUAGUCUCAUAUGAUCUGCUUUUGGUCGCAGAGAUUUGCCAAAACCUUGUCUAGUGUCAAAACACAGGUGUCAGCCACGGAUCACUCCAUUGACUUAGCAAUAAGAUAACAUGUAAAUGUAGUUUGUUCUGUUUUCCAACAGGGAGCGCCAAUACUCCACAUGAGCCAAAACCUGUGGCCUUAUAUUAAAGUUUCUUGAUUUUCUGUA
This is a messenger RNA of Alosa sapidissima (American shad), 1184 nucleotides long. Its product is annotated as protein POLR1D-like. The record is from RefSeq and is a predicted model, not a curated record. Bases 297 to 773 code for a protein of 158 amino acids. The transcript is spliced from 3 exons. Lineage: Eukaryota; Metazoa; Chordata; Actinopteri; Clupeiformes; Clupeidae.